AUGGGUUGGGUAGGAGCAGGUAUAGCGAUCGCAACGACGGUUUAUUUCUUCUACCGAUACCCUCCCCGAAGCUGGGCCGAGCCGCGUUCUUUCGCCCCUCCGGAGCCCAAGCCCGAGACGCCCCUCGCCGCUACGUCGGAUACACCUGUACAGGAGCAUAGUCAAAGGACCCCGAGCCCACCAGUAACCUCAGAGGAGGACAGCCAAAGUACGCCCAAGGCGUCAGCUUCAAGCGCCCCGCGCCCCGUCCUUGCGGUUCCUGAGUUCAGCCUUGAGGACGAAAGCGGGACAUCACAACCCGCCACGAUGCCCUCCAUACCACAGCCGACAAUUGACACAAAGGCCCAGUCGGUACUGAAGGACAGCAGCAAUGGAGUGCCCAAGCCUUCAUCACAGGCACCAUCCUCCAUGGCCCCUCCACCGCCAAAGCAAUCAGUUCCACCUCGUCCAGCGACCACCAGCUCCUCAAGCCUAAUGCCCCCUCCCUCGAUCCCCCGACCGACACCGCAACCAAACCGAGACCCUAGACUACAACCACCGCGCCUCGGUGGAUCCUCUCUCCUCCCACCCCCAUCCGCUGCCGCCUCCCAACGUGGUCCACCGAUGUCCGGCACUCGCCAAGCCAACAGUACCCUUGCCCCGACACCAGUCACCCUCAAGAAGGCCAGCAAGAGAGUGGUCCUGGAGCCAGGAUAUUCGCCACUUGACUGGGCAGCGUUGGCUUCAAACCCCAACAACCAACUCCGUGGCAAGGGUCUUCCCCGGCACGGUCGCAAGGGCCGGGAUGCUUGGACUUCCUACAAUGGCAAGGUUUACAACAUCUCGCCUUACGCCCCCUAUCACCCCGGUGGAAAGGGCGAGCUCCUCCGAGGCGCAGGCAAAGACUCCGGGCAGUUGUUCAUGGAGAUCCACCCGUGGGUGAACUGGGAUGGGAUCCUUGGAGAGUGUCUUAUCGGGAUUUUGGUCUCGGAGAAUGACAUACAGGCUAAGAAUGCCUUGGACGACAUGGACUAA
Molecule: messenger RNA, 1014 nt
Organism: Penicillium brevicompactum
Lineage: Eukaryota; Fungi; Ascomycota; Eurotiomycetes; Eurotiales; Aspergillaceae
Product: cytochrome b5-like heme/steroid binding domain-containing protein
Exons: 2
Coding region: 1-1014 (337 amino acids)
Source: RefSeq, a predicted model, not a curated record